AGAAUUUAGUUUGCUAAGAACGCGGACGAUAGCAGAACGUACAGCACAAAUACACGGUCAUUCCGAUUGUAUACGUUUAUAUUUUUAAAGAGUUGUGAAACAGCAGAGAAGAAAAUAUAUCAUUUCUCCCCACAGAACUUGGAAAAGUGCUUCAAGUGCAAUUUAUUCAUACCACGGUUAAGCAAGUGAAAAAUGUUACGAAAUUCCAAUAGCCAAAGUGUGAAGCAACUAACAAAAAUUACAGAAAAUAAUUUUACCAAAGCCUUAACUAUCAAACAAGACGGCUUGAAGGAAACGGCAUUUGAAGACUGAUGUGUUACUAUGUAUACUGAAAGUAUUUAGAUUGCUAACGCAAAAAACCGUAAUAUAAGCUUCCGUAAUAAACAGGGAAAGCAAAUAAUUGUUUGCAAAUUUAUGUGUAAAAAUAAUAACAUAUAUAACAAUUUCCUGGCAAUACGAAAAACGAUUAUAUAGCUGAUUACAGCAAAGUGGGUCUAAAGUGUUGCUCAUACAUGCAUGUAAAUACGUAUAUAUGUAGUUGUUCACGUCACCCAUGCGUUAGGAAAAUCUAUAAAAGUUUUCACAAUUCUUAAAGGGUGAAAACAUACAUACAAAAUAAAAAAGAAGCCGCACUCAUAAAUUUCAAAAAAUAGAAAAUCUAAAAACAAAAACAAAGAACUGCAUUGACAUUGUAAGCAUAAAGCAGGAGCAUUGAAAAGCAGGAUUUCCUUUAAAUUCAGUCAAUUCGGCGUAUAGAGGCGCAUUGCAGUAUUGGAAUCAGCGCAUAUUAACGUGGGUCAUGUCUCUAGAAGAUCCAUUCUUCGUGGUGAAGGACGAGGUAUUCAAAGCAUUAAAUAAAACUCGCGGCCUAUAUUUGCGUUGGCGCGAGUUAAGCGAUAGUAGCGGCAGCGCUGAAGUUGAAUGGACUACAACCGAGUUAAGGAACUCAUUGCGUAGCAUUGAAUGGGACUUGGAAGAUUUGGAGGACACAAUUAGUAUAGUUGAAAAGAAUCCGAAUAAAUUUCGCAUUGAUAAUCGUGAGCUUUUGAGUCGCCGGCAUUUCAUCGACAAUACACGCGAUGAGGUCCGGCAGAUGAAAGAGAAGAUGAGCCUGAAUCGGAACAGGGACAGAGAUAUAACGGCACAUCAACCACUACUCGAUGAACACAAUCAUAACGAAAUUAAUCAUCAAAACAAUCAGAACGGCAAUAGUAAUUACAUUAACAACUAUAACAACAGCCUAAAUAGUAAUAGUCAUCACAAUAAUCAUAAUCAACUACAACAACAGCAGCAGCACCACCAUAAUCAUAAUCAUCAUCAUCACGGUAUCAGUGAUAAAACCUAUUUGGUUGAGUGUACAAACGGUGGCAUCGGCAGUGGUGGUCUCUUACAGCAGAACUCUUUGAUCAGCAGCGCAGGCAGCGGUGUAGCCAAUACAAUUGCCGGCACAAUGGCAGCAGCGGCACAACGACACAGCGGUACAAAGUACUCCAAAUUGGAGAAUACCGUGGAUAGUCCGGGUCAUUAUGCAUCGUUGGAUAGUCCGGGGCAUCGUUAUGUGGGCGAAACGGUGUCAGUGCAGCAGCGCAUGAUGCAGGGGCAAGAUGAACAGCUAGAUAUGAUAAGUGAUUCCAUUGGAACGUUAAAGACUGUAUCACGACAGAUUGGCGUGGAGUUGGACGAGCAGGCUGUGAUGCUCGAUGAUUUUGGUAAUGAGUUCGAUACAACGGAAUCCAAAUUGGAUACAACAAUGAAAAAAGUUGCCAAAGUAUUGCACAUGAAUAAUGAUAAACGUCAGUGGGCUGCAAUUUUCAUACUAUCCGCGCUUUUGUUAAUUGUGAUAAUUUUGUUUAUAAUUUUGUAAAUAUCGCACUAAGUAAAAAAUUUCUUAAUAAUAUAUUUGUUGACACAUGUAUCUAUUUUCUAUUGUACCCAUUACUUCCAUGUGUGCAAUGUUCAAACUUGUUUAUAUUUAUUUAUAUUGUAAUAUUUAAAUAGUCUAAUGCAGAAUUUAUUAAAAUUUUCAAUUCCAAAGUUUGAAACUUUAAUUUGUUAGCUAGUUGUUUUGUAUUUAGUUUGUUUUAAUUUAAUUGUUUUUGGUUUAGCAGUUUUUAAAAUGCCUUCAGAGUAAUAAAAAAAUCCUCAGCAAACUUAAUAUCGCUUAACUGCCCAUGCCACAUAUUAUAGAACAUUUUUUAACACUAGAAAUAUACAUAGGAAUAUUUGUCAAAUAAAAUUUUUUUAUAGCUUUUGAAAUCAUAAUUUUACAACCAAAUUUUAUGUAUACGAAAUUGAACCAAAAAAAAAAUAUUUUGUUUUGAUUAAAGUCAUUUGAAUUCACAGCUUGGUUCAUUUAAAAUUUCAAGUCAGGUAUUGCAGACUACAACGACCAGUCAGUUAUCAGUUACGUUAGAAAAAUACUAGGGCGCCUGCUAGUAUGCAACAUUUGUAUUUGUUUAUUUGUAUUUUAUAUAACAGGCCAGGAAACAUUUUGAGUUUUAAUAUAGCAAAAAAUAUGUAAUUUAAAAAGAGCUUGCUAUCUAGUUAAACUGUGGCAAAUACAACCAAUUUUUGUGUUUACAGCAAAUUAUGUAUGUAUUUUAAUUAUAACUGUAGAGCAAUUAAAGCCAAAAAAAUACUAUGCUCGGGGCAAAAUAUUGUUAAUUAUUAAUAUUAACUUCUAUAACAUAAAAUAUUACCACAUCCUUUGAUUUUAAAACUUCUUGAAUCCAAUAUUUACUUUUAAACUCUUUUAACCCGUUCACAUACAUACCUACUACCUUGCAACCUUAUUAAAUUCCAUUACAAGUCUAUUUAUAUACAUAUAUUAUAUAUUUGUAUUAAGCGGCUUACAAGCAAAUACAUAUAUAAAGGGCAUAUAAACUGUUUCAGUCUUCAAAUUGUCAUAUACACAAUACCGCACAUAUAGCAACAAAAGAAUAACGAAAAAAACAUAACAAAAAAGACAACAAACAAAUUAUAUAAAAAAAUCCAAUUUAAAGUUUGAAAAACCAUUGUAAAUCUAGUUCAAAUAAAAUGCAAAAGAAUCAUUUAGUAUCAGUUACAAUUACAGUAAAAUGUAUGUAUGUAUAUGUGAAGAGUAUAUAAAACGCGCAUAUGUCUUGUAUAUCAAAUGAUAUGUAUUUAUUUAUGUGAAAAUUAUAUAAUAUGUAAUUUUUAAUUCCAGUCAAAUACAAAGUAGUCAAACUUAUUACCUAAAAACAAACAAACAAAAAAAAAUAAAUAAAUGAACAACAAAGAAAAUCGUAUAAUCGAAAUUUGAAAUGUAUUGUAAUGUACUUAUAAAACAAAUUCAAUUGCGAAAAUAUAUAUACAAAACAACUAUAUACAAAGCCAUGCAAA
Molecule: messenger RNA, 3363 nt
Organism: Bactrocera neohumeralis
Lineage: Eukaryota; Metazoa; Arthropoda; Insecta; Diptera; Tephritidae
Product: syntaxin-6
Exons: 5
Coding region: 800-1864 (354 amino acids)
Biological process (GO): Golgi vesicle transport
Cellular component (GO): membrane
Source: RefSeq, a predicted model, not a curated record